Molecule: messenger RNA, 1479 nt
Organism: Panicum virgatum (switchgrass)
Lineage: Eukaryota; Viridiplantae; Streptophyta; Magnoliopsida; Poales; Poaceae
Product: probable leucine-rich repeat receptor-like protein kinase At1g35710
Exons: 3
Coding region: 1-1479 (492 amino acids)
Biological process (GO): hormone-mediated signaling pathway
Cellular component (GO): plasma membrane
Molecular function (GO): protein binding
Source: RefSeq, a predicted model, not a curated record
AUGGACCUCUCACACAACCGCCUCCGCGGGGAGAUCCUGGCGGCCGUCGCCUCCCUGCGCGCGCUCGCCUACCUCGACCUCGCCGGGAACUGGCUCUGCGGCCGCAUCCCGCCGGAGGCCAGCGGCAUGUGGCGCCUCGCCCACCUCGACCUCUCCACCAACAACCUCACCGGCUGCAUCCCGGCGUCGCUUGGGAACCUGACGGCGCUGGCUUUCCUCGCCCUCCAGCAGAACACGCUGACCGGGCCGAUCCCCGGCGAGCUCGGGAAGCUCGCCGGCCUCGAGACCUUGCUGCUCACCACGACAUCGGUAAGUGGGGAGAUUCCUGAGAGCAUCGGCAACCUGACCAGGCUCACCACCCUGCAGCUCUACACCAACCGACUGUCAGGGUCCAUACCACCUUCUCUCGGGAACCUGGUGAACCUGCUCGACCUCGAGCUCGCCGAAAACCACCUGAGCGGUGGGAUCCCAACCUCCCUGGGGAACCUCACUAAUCUCGACCUCCUGAUUCUGUCCAAGGAUGCAACUCAUGACAUUGGGUUCUUGGCGAACCUAAGCGCCCUGCUUUUAGAUGCAAACCAGCUGGGAGGCCCGAUUCCCCGGAGCUUGGGGAACCUCACCAGGAUGGGGUACCUCCAACUGUCGAAAAACCAGCUUGUGGGCUCGAUCCCCGCCGAGAUCGGCCGUUUGGGGAGCAUGUGGUUCAUGGCCUUGUCCGAGAACCGGAUUUCAGGGUCAGUUCCUGCGGCUCUCGGGAACCUCACGAGCCUCAUAGAGCUCGAUGUGUUCUGCAACAAGCUGUCAGGCUCCCUGCCUCGAGAGUUUCUCAAUCUCACGGGGCUGGUUGAUCUCAACAUGGGGGCAACAACUCCCUCUCCGGGGAGCUGCCCUCCGACGUUUGCAGAGGGGGGAGCCUUCAACAUUAACAGGAGACGUGUCGAGCUUGGGGCCGUACGCCCGUACCCGCAGCUUGUGGAAGCAAACUUUGGGAGGAACAGACUUCAUGGGCAUCUGUCCAAGACCUGGGCUUCAAGUGUCAAUCUGACCAUACUGAACUUGUCAAAAAAUAUGAUAACUGGAAGCUUGCCACCUGAGCUUUCAAAUUUGGUAAUGUUGGAGGUACUCCUGCUCCACACCAACAAACUGACAGGCAGGAUACCACCAGAGUUGAGCAAGCUACCCAACCUAUACAAGCUCAAUUUGUCGCAAAACCAAUUUUCAGGUGGUAUACCACCUGAAUUUGGCCGGAUGAGCAAUCUUCAGUAUCUCGAUAUAUCGAUGAAUAAGUUGAGUGGAUCGAUACCGCAGGAGCUUGGGAGUUGCACUGGGCUUCUAUCACUGCUUAUCAGCCACAACAACUUGAGAGGAGAAUUGCCGAUGACCAUGGGUAAUCUGGGGAACCUGCAGCUCGUGUUGGAUGUGAGCAACAACAGACUCACAGGUGGGCUACCCAGUCAGCUCGGGAACUUGGUGAAGUAG